AUGGCUCUCUCGCGAGCUGACCUCGAAUCCCUCGUGGCUGUUCACGUUCGAGAGCCCAUUCCAGCCGACACCCUCACCACUGCUUUCAACUCUAAACCUUUCGUCCCUACUGAAUCGAUUAUCAAUCUCCGCGAUCUAGGAGCUGUUCCUGGUAGCGCCAUACGUCCUGGGCAUAUCUUCCGUUCUGGAAUGCUCGACGCCGCAGCCGCCGACCCAGAGGCUAUGGCUUGGCUCGCUGCCAACGUCAAGACUGUUUUUGAUCUUCGCAGCAAGGAAGAGCGAGCUGCGUAUCCAGGCCCAAAAAUACCCGGUGUCAAGUUUGUCUUCUGCGAGCGUGUUGCUGAAUACCCUCAGCCUAGUCCCGCCGACUUUUCUGUUGAUGACGGCAGCACUGCUUGGAGGGUGCAGCUGAUGGCUGUCCUAGCGGCGUACAAACCUUCUAUCCGAGCUGUCCUCGAGCACGUGAGGGAUAAACCGAACGAGCCCUUUCUUUUUCACUGCACUGCUGGCCGUGACCGCACAGGCGUCAUGGCAGGGCUCCUUCAGACCCUUGCCGGUACCAAGCAAGAAGACGUCAUUUUUGAUUACAUGCUAUCACGAAUCGGAAUUGAGCCAGCCCGCGAGCGUCUACUCGUGUUCAUCUUGGCAAACAUUGAUGUGAAGGACACUGAAGAGCCUGGCUUUUGGAACAUGGUUAGCCUACGCCCGAGCUUUUGGAAGGCUUUUGUUGAAGCUGUUGAAGCCGAGUAUGGAGGAUGCGGUGGCUACGUGAAGGGCCUUGGGUUCUCAACCAAGGAUUUGGAGACGAUCAAGAAGAACUUGCGGGCUUAA
This is a messenger RNA of Fusarium redolens, 831 nucleotides long. Its product is annotated as protein-tyrosine phosphatase-like protein. Gene Ontology annotation, molecular function: phosphoprotein phosphatase activity. The record is from RefSeq and is a predicted model, not a curated record. Gene Ontology annotation, biological process: dephosphorylation. The transcript has 2 exons. Lineage: Eukaryota; Fungi; Ascomycota; Sordariomycetes; Hypocreales; Nectriaceae. Bases 1 to 831 code for a protein of 276 amino acids.